Molecule: messenger RNA, 4037 nt
Organism: Bufo gargarizans (Asiatic toad)
Lineage: Eukaryota; Metazoa; Chordata; Amphibia; Anura; Bufonidae
Gene: SNX12
Product: sorting nexin 12
Exons: 4
Coding region: 86-574 (162 amino acids)
Biological process (GO): late endosome to Golgi transport; endocytic recycling
Cellular component (GO): retromer complex; early endosome membrane
Molecular function (GO): phosphatidylinositol-3-phosphate binding
Source: RefSeq, a predicted model, not a curated record
AGCGGUACGUAUUGCGCAUGUGCUGUGUAGACCCUGGGCCGGGUGUGUCGGUCCCGCCGUCUAUUGGUUCUGGUUUCCGGUCAGGAUGGCGGACCCCACGGUGGCGGAUACCCGCCGUCUAAACUCUAAGCCUCAGGAUCUAACAGACGCGUACGGUCCGCCCAGCAACUUCCUGGAGAUUGAUAUCUUCAACCCACAGACAGUGGGAGUGGGACGAAACCGGUAUACGGUAUACGAGGUCCGCAUGAGGACAAACCUUCCCAUCUUUAAACAGAAGGACUCCACUGUUAGGAGGCGGUACAGUGACUUUGAGUGGUUGAAGAAUGAACUGGAGAGAGACAGUAAGAUUGUGGUACCUCCAUUACCAGGCAAAGCACUGAAACGACAGCUUCCAUUCCGAGGAGAUGAGGGCAUUUUUGAAGAGUCCUUCAUUGAAGAGCGACGGCAAGGACUCGAGCAGUUUAUUAAUAAGAUCGCUGGACAUCCCCUUGCACAGAAUGAGCGUUGUCUGCAUAUGUUUCUGCAGGAUGAAACAAUUGAUAGAAAUUAUGUGCCAGGAAAAGUACGCCAAUGAGAAAUCUAGGCACAUCCAUCUCCUCCUUGCCCCACACAAAACCAUUGCCUGCUAAAUUACCUUUAUUUUUACACUAAGCCUCCAACUGUCCCCUCUUUUCAAGACCACAUUCUGUCCUUGAUUCUAUCCUGUGUUUUUACCUGUUUAUAUCACUGUUAGAUUCUUACACUCAGUAGAAUUAUUCAAGUCUGUUCAUUUCCAUCCCCUCCCUUGCCCGGAGUUGGGGAGAUGUUUGUUUUGGCCUUCAGCCUCCUAAUUCUUAGCCCUGAAAAAUACAAGCUUUCCUGAUGGCUCAGUUCCCUUCCAAGCAGUCUCUCGGCUAAAUGUGUAGGGGAACCGCCAUCAAAACUACUUCUGUUUGAGUAAAUGCCCAUGGAGUGCUAUAUCAAGUGGAAAACUUUUUCUUCCCAUUCACUAGUCCAUGACUGGGAGAUAUUUUAAUACAGUCUGUAACUUGUGCCCCAGGUCUUGAAGUGAUCAAGCGAGUGUACACUCUCUGCCCUCCCUGAUCAUCACCACAAGCGUGCUGUCUAUUUAAUGCUCAAAGUACAGACCUCAGAUAAAGUACAGGCGUCUAUCUGCUGCACAGCAAAAAUAUGUCUUGUCUGAUAUGUAAGUGGUUAUAACAGAUAACACCCACUCCAACUGAAUCGGGUUAAUUUUCAGAAAUUGACUAUUACAUGCUAAACAAAGAAUGUAUCAUUACAUUGAAGACCAUGUCUAAAACAUGUGAUCCACUGGAGAAGACAUGCUUGUGUUCCUGGAGCCUCCGGGAUGGUGGCAUUUGAAUUAUUGAGAUACAGCAUUGUGUCUCAGUAUGUAUUGGUUAAAGAUCGCCAUCAUCAAACAACCUUACGUUGCUUUGCCAUGUAUGUCGGGAAAGCCUUUGAGCUUAGGUGUAGGGGAGGGGGAGCAUAUUUAUUCAUGAUCAGCUUUGGAGUCAGGGGUCAGGGUGGCUCUUGGUUAAGUGUUAAAUUUGAGGUGUCCUAGCGGACACUGUGACCUUGUGCAUGUGCUGACCAGUUAUAACACACUCAGACCUGGGCUUAUAAGCAACUUUGCUGCCUGUGUCCUUGUGCUGGAGACCAUGUCUGUGUAUAUAAAUAUCUAUAUCUGAUAUUUUGGCUGUGUGUUGUCACUGCUUCUUCUGCUUUACUUAUUAUUGAUCUAUACGUGGAAACACUCUAAAUAUUUAAUUCCUAAACGUCACCAUUUGCCACUAAUCUGUGUGCCAUUUUGCAAUUCAUAUUUUACAUCACCUUCAAAGAUUUUGGUAGACUUAUGUUGUAUGUCAGAUGUAAUAGUGUCUCUUUGUGUAAUUUCCCUCAGAUGUAAAUCCUCGUAGCUAAACCAAAACUAUCCAUCCAAGCUACUACUUUAAUAUCGAUGGCCUAUCUUCAGGGUAGGCAAUCAAUACCUGAUGGGGUAGGUUCAGACACCCUGCACCCCUGCAGAUAAGCUGUUUCAGGGUAACUGGCACCAGAACUACACAGCUCUGUCUAUUGUGCAGUAGACUGAGCUUGAAACUGCACCAUUACUCCCAUUCACUUCAGUAGAAGCAGCUCCACAGUAACCAGUUCAAUCCACUACUACACAGUGGACGUAGCUGUGUACUUCUGGUGCCUUCAAUUAUUAAAGUAUGAGAAUCCCUUUAACAUUUCAUUAUAGGGGUAUUCCAAUUAUACACUAUUAUGGCAUACCCAAAUAGGGUAUAAGGAAUUAUGUCUGUGAGGAAAAGUACACAAAAAGAAACACUACUGCGUUCCUUGUACAAUAUAAAGCGUCUGUCCAGGAGACUGCUCCAGCUGUCACUCAGAUGGGAGGAGAGGGAAGCAGCUCACUGCAGAGAGGAUUUUAGCGCCUUGCGAGUGCUUGUGGGGUACAGAUAUCGUAAAAAUUUGCAGCAUAAAUUGAUAUUGAUUUUAAAUCUGCAGCAUUUCAAUUCUGUGGAUUUCAACUUUUGCAAUGCAAGAGAUAAAACUUUGCAACAAAUCUGCAGCAAUUAUGGGAAAAUCCAUCCUGGUGACUGUACCCUGACAGUUCUUUUGCACAGUAAUGGUGAUAAAAGAAAAGGUAUUUUAACGGAUUGUCACCCACCCGUUGACUAUGCACUCAUGUCUGCAUGCAUGUUUCUAAACGUCCCUGAAGAGAUUGCCGCUGCACACCAAUCAUAUAGCUGUGAGAGCAGGGGGCCUGAUGUCCGUGACAGCAGGAUUCCCCAUAGCGGAGGCAGGGACAUUUUAAAUUCUAUUUUACCAUCCCUGCCUUCCCAAUUGCUCUAAACAUAAAGCUUGAUGAGCGCUGUGUAUAGAGAUCAGGAAGCACCAACAGUGCUUACUGCUCCAGUCCCAGGCAUCUGCAUGAGCUGCUGGAUCUUAGCAGGGCUGUACAGCCUCUCUGGGCGCUGCAUUCCCCUUGUAACUGGGGCUACUAUGUCAGCCCCAGUUACAGGAGAAAUCGGCAAUAAAAAAAAAAAGUGUUUAAUGACCGUAUGGGGGGCACAAAGUGCUAAAAAAAAAAAAAUAUGCUGCCACACUACAGCUCCUCGUCUCUCCCCUGGCAACCAUAACCCAUAUAUCAAAUGACCGGUCUGGAAAGUUAUACAUAAUUAAGAAAAAGUUAAGUUGCCAACUGUGCUGUUAAAAUAUAAAUAAUUGUGAAAAACACUUAUUUCCCAGGGUAUAGAAACAAAAAAGUCCUAAAAAUGACAUUAAAAAGAGCCCCAGAUAUCACUGAAUAAAGGCACAAAAAUUAUUUACAUAACCAAACAAGAAAAUAAUGUUAUGGCUUUCAAAGAUGCAUGUACUAAAUACAAAUGAAUAUGCACCUGGUCUGGAACUGGUUAAACAGCAGUUCAUGGCCCCUACCUAGCGCUGUCAACAGUUUUACAGGUUCACAACUGCUGAUGGAUUCCCUGUGGAGUCUGAAUCAAAGUUGGUUUUGGGUGAAGUUGGUAGUAAUGCACAAACUCUGACUCCUGCUUACAAAUUAUUAUCUAUUAUUAAUAUGGUAUAAUUAAUUUAUUAACUUUCAUAGGAAGGAAUUAAAAAAUGUUUAUUAUAAAUAUAUAUUAUGUUUUCUAUCAGUCUAAGGCCCCUAUUUGUCAUAAACUAUGAUAAGCUGGGUGUUCUGGUGGUGAUACAUGAUCAGUUUUCACCUCCCUUGUGUUCUCUCUUGUCCCUUAUCCUAGGUAUCUUCAUGCUGCUCCAAGGCCCUUAGUUACAGUGCCUGAAACCAUGCUGCACAUGCUCAGUAGUGAAGUUCUUCCUCUAAAGACCAGAGGAUGAAGUUCACUACUGGCCAUGCCUGCAAUCAUCUCAGAACUGCUAGACAGAACAAGAAGUACAGUAUUAGAGGGGUUGCCCCAUUUUUCAAACCAACAUCUGAAUACUUUUGUAAUUGCAUGUAAUUAAAAAUUUAGUACAGCCAAUGAGUUAUUCAAUAAAAUAUCUGUAUAGCGCCA